Messenger RNA from Dipodomys ordii (Ord's kangaroo rat), 2289 nucleotides. RefSeq names its product RAB3A interacting protein (rabin3)-like 1 (gene Rab3il1). NCBI's taxonomy places the organism in Eukaryota, Metazoa, Chordata, Mammalia, Rodentia, Heteromyidae. The transcript has 10 exons. Gene Ontology annotation, molecular function: guanyl-nucleotide exchange factor activity. The record is from RefSeq and is a predicted model, not a curated record. The coding region runs from base 1 to 1287 and encodes 428 amino acids. Gene Ontology annotation, biological process: exocytosis. Gene Ontology annotation, cellular component: Golgi to plasma membrane transport vesicle.
AUGGAUGCCGCUGAGGAGCUCCGCCAGUGCCCUGCCAGAGGGACAUGCCCCGUGUACCUGGCCAUGCGCUCGGGGGCUGUCCGUUAUGCCCCGUCAGGCCCUGUACAGGAGAGCAACUUGGGAGAGGAGCCCUGGACUACAGGCAGCUCACCUCAGCCAGAAGAGGGGCUCCCGCCACCCCUCACUGGCCCAGCUUCCUGGAAGAGCGUGGGUCCCUGCAAGAGCCACAGGGAAUCCCCAGGAGCCCUGGUGGAGACCUCUGCAGGGGAGAAGGCCCAAGGCGAGGAGGGUCCCACAGCUGCCCACCUGGACGUGUCACGCCUGCGCAGCAGCUCCAUGGAGAUCCGAGAGAAGGGCUCAGAGUUCCUGAAGGAGGAGCUGCACAAAGCCCAGAAGGAGCUGAAGCUGAAGGAUGAGGAAUGUGAGCGACUGUACAAGGUGCGUGAACAGCUGGAGCGGGAGCUGGAGGAACUGACAGCCAGCCUGUUCGAGGAAGCCCAUAAGAUGGUUCGGGAGGCCAACAUGAAGCAGGCUACGUCAGAAAAACAGCUCAAGGAGGCCUGGGGCAAGAUUGACAUGCUACAGGCAGAGGUGACGGCCUUGAAGACCCUGGUCAUCACGUCCACGCCAGCCUCUCCCAACCGUGAACUCCACCCCCAACUGCUGAGCCCUACCAAGACCGGGCCCCGAAAGGGCCACUCACGCCAUAAGAGCACCAGCAAUGCCCUCUGCCCCGUUGUGUGCCCCGCUGCAGGGCGUACCCUCACCCCAGACAAGGAGGGCAAAGAGGUGGACACAACCCUAUUUGCAGAGUUCCAGGCCUGGAGGGCAUCGCCCACCCUCGACAAGACCUGCCCCUUCCUGGAAAGAGUCUACCGAGAGGAUGUGGGCCCCUGCCUGGACUUCACCAUGCAUGAGCUCUCCGCCCUUGUCCGGGCUGCUGUGGAAGACAAUACACUGACCAUCGAGCCCAUUGCUUCGCAGACACUGCCCGCAGUGAAGAUGGCCACUAUUGAGUGUGGUAGCUCCAGCAGCAACACGUGUGCCCUGAGCGGGCUGGCCCGCACCUGUCACCACCGCAUCCGGCUAGGGGACUCUGAAAGCCACUACUACAUCUCGCCAUCCUCCCGGGCCAGGAUAACUGCAGUGUGCAACUUCUUCACCUACAUUCGCUACAUCCAGCAAGGCCUGGUGCGACAGGAUGCCGAGCCAAUGUUCUGGGAGAUCAUGAGGCUGAGAAAGGAAAUGUCACUGGCCAAGCUUGGCUUCUUCCCCCAGGAGGCCUAGCACGCAUGGCCUGGAGGGGGACUCUGAGCUGGAGCAAGACAUCUGCCUCGUGACAAACAGGAUGACAGGGUCCUGAAAACAGCCCUGAGCCAGAAGCUGAAAAGGACAAACAGCCAAGCUAUGAAGGCACCACUGAGCCAGGACCAAAUGUCCUUCCCAGGACAGACAGAGGGACAAACUGGCCUGGACAGCAUGAGAUGACCCUUUAUCUUCUCCACUGACUAAACCACCAGGAGAAUUUCCAGAAAGCACCAAAGACCAAGGAGCCCUGAGCCAUAUUUAAGGGGGGGUUGGCCCUUGGGAGAAGACACCUGGAGACAGCUGCUCCCCACCCCCAUCCCAGGAGCUGCUACUGUUACUGCCACAGCUCCACAAAGGGACUGAUGGUGAUAUCAGGGUCCCUAGGCCCUGGUCUACCAGCGCCCCCUUGUGGCCAUCCUUCAACCUGCUCCCUGGUGGGCUUGGGUGUUGGGACUGUCCCCAGUGGCUCUUGUUAUUCUGAGGGCCUGUGUGCAAGCAGGGCUUCCUAAUAGCUGUCUCCUCCAACCUGCACAAGUGCUGGUCCAGGCCCCUCCAUCUUCCCUGUGCAUUCAGGCUUCCCUGUCCCCCCUGACCUUUCCAUCUCAUUCCUGGGCCCAGGAGCUCCUGCUCCCGAAACAGCUGGUGGACUGGAGCCCUUUUCCUUCCAGAGUGUGAUACAGGGGGGCCUCAGGACAUAUUCGCAGCCACAGUGGGAGGAGGGGGGAGGGAGGGUCCCUGUACGUGGGACCAGGAGAGGUGGGCAGGACCUGGGCCCAAGCCCACCUGUCACGGCCCACUCAGAAUAGACCAGGGUUAGGGGCGCUAACCUGGACAUGUCCCUCACCAUGUCCCGAUUUCCUCCUUUGGACGGAAUGUAACACAAUCUCUAUUUAAUAAAGGAAGGCUUUGUUGGUAGGGGCUGGACAGGGGUGGCCUGCCUUCACUCCUGCGCCCUGGAGCUCUGGUCAAGGCUUGGGCAUC